AUGGAUCAAAGUUGGAUGUACGAUAGAGUAAAUUCCAAUAAGUAUGGUUUGAAAGAUGAAUUUGUUAGUGGAGUUGAAGAUUUUGUCAAUAAAGCCAUGAAUCGACCAGAUUUUUUAAUUGAUGGAGGGAUAAGGUGUCCUUGUAAAAAAUGCGUAUGCAUUCCCUUGAAGACGCCUAGUGAGGUUAGACAUCACUUGUACAAAAAUGGUUUUUUGCCCAACUAUUAUACAUGGACUGAUCAUGGAAUAGAUACUCAGAAUGUAGACUUUGAUGGUCAUUCUAGUAGUGGCAGAAAUGAUGGUGGGGAUAAUCAUGGUGAUGAAGAACAAUUGGAUGCAAUGAAUGAAAUGGUAUAUGAUGCUAGGAGGCAAUUUGUUAAUGUUCCAAAUGAGAAUGCUAAUAUGGAAAACGAAAUAGCUCAAAUCAGAUGGCAUCGUGAGACCACAAGCAAUCCAAAUGAUCUGCGUCACCCAUCUGACGGAAAGGCAUGGAAACACUUUGAUGAAGUUUAUCCCAAUUAUGCUAGUGACCUAAGAAAUGUAAGAUUCGGUUUAUGUACUAAUGGGUUUACACCUUACAUUCAAGCCUCUAGUUCUCCUUAUUCACAUUGGCUGAUAAUAGUCACACCAUACAAUCUCCCUCCUGAAAUGUGCAUGACCAAACCAUACAUGUUUUUGACUUGUCUUGUACCUGGACCGUACAACCCAAAAGUUAAAAUAGAUGUCUACUUGUAA
Vicia faba (fava bean) is the source of this 735-nucleotide messenger RNA. The record is from the annotation of a GenBank genome assembly. Lineage: Eukaryota; Viridiplantae; Streptophyta; Magnoliopsida; Fabales; Fabaceae.